Grammomys surdaster is the source of this 2096-nucleotide messenger RNA. It is a transcript of the gene Yipf2, whose product is annotated as Yip1 domain family member 2. Gene Ontology annotation, cellular component: membrane; Golgi apparatus. NCBI's taxonomy places the organism in Eukaryota, Metazoa, Chordata, Mammalia, Rodentia, Muridae. The record is from RefSeq and is a predicted model, not a curated record. Gene Ontology annotation, biological process: vesicle-mediated transport. The transcript is spliced from 10 exons. Bases 100 to 1032 code for a protein of 310 amino acids. Gene Ontology annotation, molecular function: small GTPase binding.
GCUCUGACGGGUAGGCGGGCGGCGCGCACGCGCACGGAGCAAGAGCCACGCCAGCUUAGGUAGCCUCAGAGUGCGAUGCGGUGACACCUCCAAAGAAUCAUGGCAGCGGCUGACGAACUGGCCUUCCACGAGUUCGAGGAAGCCACAAAUCUUCUGGCAGAGACCCCAGAUGCAGCUACCACUAGUCAAAGUGCUGAGCUGACCUCCCGAGAUCACGUGGCUGUGGCUGUGGGUUCAGACAUUGGCUAUGGAGCCGAAGUAGGGGAGGAAGAGGAUGACAAGACAUCACUUCUACAGGAAGAAAAGCCACAGCCCAGAUUCUGGACGUUUGACUACUAUCAGAGCUUCUUUGAUGUGGACACUUCCCAGGUCUUGGACAGGAUCAAAGGCUCUCUGCUGCCCCACCCUGGCCACAAUUUUGUGCGGCACCACCUUAGAAAUCAUCCUGACCUAUAUGGCCCCUUCUGGAUCUGUGCUACCCUGGCCUUUGUCCUGGCAGUUACUGGCAAUCUCACUUUGGUGCUUGCACAGAGACGAGAUCCCUCCAUUCACUACAGUCCCCAGUUCCACAAGGUGACAAUAGCAGGUAUCACCAUCUACUGCUAUGCGUGGCUAGUGCCGCUGGCACUGUGGGGCUUCCUCCGGUGGCGUCAGGGCACAAGAGAGCGCAUGGGGCUGUACACCUUCUUGGAGACUGUCUGUGUCUAUGGCUAUUCACUCUUUGUCUUCAUCCCCACUGUGGUCCUGUGGCUUAUCCCAGUGCAAUGGCUACAGUGGCUCUUUGGAGCCCUGGCCCUGACCCUGUCAGCUGCUGGGCUGGUGUUCACACUGUGGCCUGUUGUCCGAGAGGAUACACGGCUGGUAGCUGCGGCACUACUGUCUACUGUGGUGCUGCUUCACGCUCUCUUGGCUCUAGGCUGUAAGCUGUACUUCUUCCAGCCACUGCCUCUGGACCAUGUGGUACCCCAAGCCACACCUGUAUCUCCCAGUGUCCUGCUGCCCAGUUCAGUCAAGCCCAUGACGACCUUCUAGGAAGGCUCACAGAUGAGAAGAACCUAAGGAGUUAUGACAUAGCCAAGCCUAGAGGCCAUAGGUACAAGGAGUCCCAGCAGUGCCAUACUUACAUGGAGCCAAUGAACGCAACAUCAAACCAGAAGGCCAAGCCAUGGACCAGCCCUGAAUGCAGCAUGUGGAAUUUGAAUGGGAUUUCUAUCCUGCAAGGCAAAGGGCAAAGGGCUUGCUGUAAAAGCCCAACCUAACAGGAGAGUGGGAGGGGUAGCAGGACAGCAGCUGGCCAUGAGUGACCAGGGAGUUGACAGUACAUGACUGUGAGAAGGAGGUGCAGGGGUGGGUACCAGUGGCCUUGGGUGCUCGGGGGGAUGAAGGCUACCUGUGCAAAUCGCCUUCUUUGGCUUCUAAGAAGUUCACCGUGUACUUGACAGAUUUGGCCAUCAGGAUCCGGAUGUCAAAUGUGUCCUGUAAGACGACAGAUAUGACCCAGCUUAUGCUCCAAAUGCCACAGAAGAAGGGGAGAAACUCAAUGCCCUUCCCCCAUCCCCCAGGCCUGACAAUGGCACUAACUUCUGCUAUCUUGCUAAAGCCUGUUUGCCAUUCUCAUUAGGUACAACACCAAGGACAGUAAUUAGACUACACUCCUCAAAAUGUCAUACUAACAAGAAGGUUGAACUCAGCCGGUGAGUUCCAGGCCAGCCAGGGCUACAGAGAAACAGGAGGCUGACUGGCAGUGCUGGAGAUAUGGCUCAGUUAAAAUCACUGGCUGCUCUUCCAGAGGACCCAGGUUCAAUUCUCAAUAUCCACAUGGCAGCUCACAGCUCCAGUUCCAGGGGAACUGAUACCUUCUUAUGACCUUCUUGGACUCUAGGCAUAACAGUGGUAGAAGCAAACACCCAUACAUAUAAAGAAGUUCCGGGAGCUGCAUUCAGGUCCUCAAGCUUGCAUAGCAAUAAGCACUUUAGCAACUGAGCCAUUUUCCUACUCAGGCCUCAUCCUCUUGGUCACCUUGCCAGUGUCCUGAGUUCUGGGAUUCCAGGUGUGUGCAGCAAGACAGCGCAGUCGUCCUUCUUUUUUACUGAACC